Molecule: messenger RNA, 848 nt
Organism: Solanum pennellii
Lineage: Eukaryota; Viridiplantae; Streptophyta; Magnoliopsida; Solanales; Solanaceae
Product: E3 ubiquitin-protein ligase RHA2A
Exons: 1
Coding region: 33-524 (163 amino acids)
Source: RefSeq, a predicted model, not a curated record
CAUUAUUAGCAUAAAAAUCAUUGAAAAAAAAAAUGGGAUUACAAAAUCAAUUAAGUGAUGUUUCUACUGAAUCCAUUCCGAUUUUGCUCGUAACUCUUCUCGCUAAUUGCAUCGCUAAUCUCCGUUCAAUCAUCUUCGCUUUUCUUCAGUUCAUCGGCGUUUCAGUAAAUCCGAUUCAAAUCGAAGAAAAUGCGAUUUACGAUGCGGUUGGUUCAGGUUUAGCCGGAGUUGUUAUGCUGGCUGAACAGCUUAAUUUGAAUCGGAUGUUCUCGUAUACAUUCGACGAUCAAUCUGCUGGUUCGAGCUGCGUUUUUUGCUUGAAUCGAUUAAUUGAUGGUGAAAAUGUGAGGAAAUUGGAUUGUAAGCAUGUUUUUCAUAAGGCGUGUUUUGAUGGAUGGUUAGAUACGUUUAAUUUUAACUGUCCGAUUUGCCGGUCGUCGUUAUCGGCUGUUUCCGAUGAGCGCGUGGAGGUCACGCGACGGCGCGUUGCAUGGGAUGUGAUUGAGUGGUUCUCGUUGAGGUAGAAAUUAUGCGAAUCAGAACUUCGAUAAACGAGAGGCAUAAGUAUCACGAGGUGUGAAGGAGAUCAACUUAUACAAUCUGUGUGUUGGUGAAAAUGAGUGAUGAAUUUCACCAGGAGUUUUUUUUUUUUUUUUUCCAAAAAAAAAAAUUGAAAUUAGUUUUUGAGGAAUUAUUUCCGGUUUUUGAAGAGCUUGAUAUAAAGUUCUUUUUGCUCAUGUAAAAUAAAAAAAAAAGGUUUUUGGCGGAAUUAAUAUUAUUUUGCAAUAAGUUCAAUUUUUUAUGGACUCGAGACGUGGAAAUAAAUUUAAAGAGUAAUUAUAUUUUAA